Messenger RNA from Triticum dicoccoides, 1232 nucleotides. RefSeq lists its product as uncharacterized. The record is from RefSeq and is a predicted model, not a curated record. NCBI's taxonomy places the organism in Eukaryota, Viridiplantae, Streptophyta, Magnoliopsida, Poales, Poaceae. The transcript has 2 exons. The coding region runs from base 66 to 809 and encodes 247 amino acids.
UCCCCCCGCGGCGCCCCACCUUUUCCUCCGCCCUCGCCGCGCGGCGCGUGUCACGCCCAGCCGCCAUGGCGAUCGACCACGACUCCCCCUGCAAGGAGCUCCUCCCCAAGGACCGCCGCAGCUUGGAUGAUGACGGCCCUGAGCCGGAGGAGGAGGACGAGAAGUCUGCGGAGGUGGAGGAGCAGGAGGACGAGGAGUCUGCGGAGGUGGAGGAGCAGGAGCAGGCGGCGUCCGCGAGCGGCGAGCGGUGGCCCCGGUGGCUGCGCCCCAUGAUGUCGGCGCGCUUCUACACGCCGUGCAAGACGCACCCCGACUCGCGCCGCGGCGGCGUGCGCGCCAUGUUCUGCCUCGACUGCGCCGACGUCGCCGGCGCGCUCUGCUCGCUGUGCGCCGACCAGGGCCACCGCGGCCACCGCGUCAUCCGGGUCCGCCGCUCCACCUACAGCAGCGUGCUCCUCGUGGCGGACGUCCGGGGCCUCCUGGACGUGGACGGCGUGCAGACCUACGUCAUCAACGGCGCGCGCGUCGUCUUCCUCAGGGAGCGCGGCCCGCAGCUCAGGCACGCCCGCAGCGCCUCGAGCUUCGUCAACCAGUGCGGCUGCGGCCGCGGCCUGCUCGAGGCCUUCCGCUUCUGCUCGCUCAGCUGCAAGUUCCCCGGCUGCCGCCACGACGGCAACGCCUCCUCCCCCCCUUCCUCCCCGCCGCGCAAUGCCGCCGACCGGACCUCGACGCCACCGCCGCCGCCGCAGCCUGCACACCGGCGCAAGGGCGUCCCGCACCGGGCGCCGUUCGGCAACCUCGCCGUCUGACUCCAGCCAGGGUUGCAUUGCAGUGAAGUUUUGACAGGGAGAAGGGAUUACUGAGUAGCCUUUGCCAUCUUUAGGACUGAAAAUCUUCUGCAGCUAAGUUAUGCAGAUGAUCCUGCUCUGCAACUUCCGGUCUUCAACUUCUGGUAAUUGUUCUUAACUUUUUGGUAAUGUCCUGAGAAUUUUUUUGGAUGUCAUGAGAAAGUAGUCUAAUAGUAUGACCAGCCAGGUAACAAUGGAAUAGUUUUGUGGUGACUUUUGAGUCUUGAUUGCUGCUAGCUGCAGCUGAUCUGUCUGUAAAUAUGGUUGCCGGCGGCAAGAUGGGGGGAUUGGGGAUGGGAGCAUGCUUGCUAAUUGAAUUCAGCUAUAUGCUUCCUGAUUGUGUUUCAUCGUGCAAAUGUCCAGAUGCUGUUGGUUGACAUUGAU